AUGAUGAGCUCGAGUUUCCGGUGGGGCGAUGUGGAGGACGAAGAGGUCGAUGUGUUGCCACCAAGAAAGGUCGUCGGGCCAGACGAGAAGGGGAUCAAGAUCAUCACCUCGUGGCGCAGGGAUGAAGACACUGGCAAGCUGAUCAAGGUAAUCGAGACAGUGAGAGUGACGAAGAAGACGAAGAAGAUGAGCCCCGCGGUUCUUCACCGCAAGCAGCUCAAGAGAUUCGGCGACGUCGCAAACGCAACCGAGGGCGUGACGCUCGUCUCCGUGGACGAGAUCCGGCUCGAGAAGCCCGGCUCGAGGAACACCCGCAGCGAUAACGUCGAUCUGGGGCUGCCCAGCUCCGGUAACACGUCCUUGAUCGUUUGCCGGGCCUGUGGGAAAAAGGGCGAUCACUGGACGUCGAGGUGCCCUUUCAAGGAUUUGCUGCUCAAGGACGAUGAUGCGGUGAUCAAGCCCGCCGAAGAUCACGGUGAUCGUGGCGACGUGACUCCGAAGCAAAGCACUGGGAAGUACGUUGCUCCCAACCGGCGUCCCGGAGGAGGAGCGGGAUCGAAAGAGACGACGCGCUAUAGAGACGAUGGCAAUUCGCUAAGAGUGACCAACUUGUCCGAGGACACGAGGGAGGCCGACUUGCAGGAGCUGUUUGGGCGAUUUGGGAGUAUCUCGCGGAUCUUUGUGGCGUCGGAUAGGGGGACGGGCCUGGGGCGUGGCUUUGCUUUCAUAACUUUUGUGAGGAGGGAGGAUGCCGAGCGCGCCAUGAAGAAGCUCGAUGGCUAUGGCUACGAUAGUCUUAUACUCCAUGUCGAGUGGGCGGCUCCCCGGGAGAGGCUAGUCAAGGAAAGGAAUGACCAUUGGUGA
This is a messenger RNA of Selaginella moellendorffii, 864 nucleotides long. Its product is annotated as eukaryotic translation initiation factor 3 subunit G. The transcript has a single exon. Gene Ontology annotation, cellular component: eukaryotic translation initiation factor 3 complex; cytoplasm. Bases 1 to 864 code for a protein of 287 amino acids. Gene Ontology annotation, molecular function: translation initiation factor activity; RNA binding. The record is from RefSeq and is a predicted model, not a curated record. Lineage: Eukaryota; Viridiplantae; Streptophyta; Lycopodiopsida; Selaginellales; Selaginellaceae.